Molecule: messenger RNA, 5035 nt
Organism: Linum trigynum
Lineage: Eukaryota; Viridiplantae; Streptophyta; Magnoliopsida; Malpighiales; Linaceae
Source: the annotation of a GenBank genome assembly
CACGAUUAUAGGACCAAUCGUAAUUUCGAAAAGUUAUAAGAAUUAUUGAUAAUGAUAAAAGAGCAAACUUGAAUUCAUUUUCCAUUGGUGGAACGCCAUACAUCACGAAAAAAAGCAGAGCCGUAGCGCCUGGUACUCGAACAUUGGCUCGAGGCAUUUUCUCUACCCCUUCUUACCCUGAAAAAGCAGGGACACCGUGCGUCCUUGAACCGAUAACCAUCUUUCGGCUAACCUAGCCUCCUCAGAUCUAUCAAAGCAAGUACUUAUUCGGUAGGUGGUUAUAUCAUAGUUGGCACAUUUUUUUUCUGUUAUAAAGAGUUGGCACAUUUCUUAAUCAUCGUCUUGCCAAGUCAAAUGCGUACCUGAAAGAAGCCGUCGAAGCAGAAGAUGAGCGAUUCACGCCAACGAAUGUCGAUGCUUGCGUGAUCCAAGGCAGGAAGGUUUAGCAAUGGGUAGAUUUGAGCUCUGGAGCAGAAAUUCUAAACUCUGGAAACCAUGGCCUUUUAAUUUCCAGGUGCGGUCCCGACAAUACUAAGCCACGCACAUAGAUUCAAGUACUUCAAACAUGAGAAACCGGAUGCUCCACUAUCGAAGAUUAUCCAUAAAAUUUAUAUCUUUUGGAUCCAGAUAUACCACUAAAACUUUAAGCUCUGCAGAUUAAUGGUUGAAUCUUGGGAUAAAAGAAAUCUGUUGAAACCGGAUGCUCCACUACCGCACGAAUUUACUUUUGUCGUAUACUCCGUAAAAGGCCUCGUACUAAUGAGUUUUGUGUAGACUGAUUCCUUUGGGAACAUCCGAUAAAAUUGGAAUGAUACAUAAUCUUGCAAAUUGAUUAUCGUCUCGCCUAAUCCACGAACGAGGCCCCGAUACUUUACGUCAAAGGAAAGAAGAAAAGAAGCCCAAUACAAGAAACACAGCUAAACAAGGCCUACACACAUGUACUCGGAUGUACGUAGGAUUGCAAAUGAGUCGAGUUGCUCGCGAGCGGCUCGACGUUCGAUUCGAGAAAAGCUCGUUCGAAACUCGCCUCGUUAAUAAACGAGCCGAACAUGAGCUAAGCUUUGUUCGACUCGGUGGCUUGUUGAGCUAAACUCGUGAGCUGGCUCGUUUAGAACUUUGUGAUAUGUCUCAACAUGUGGUUAGAGAGCCAACUCGAUUACCGACUGAUGGACGAAUCAAUCUAUAUCUUAUGAUUUUAAUUCAUAUGGUUGUUAAAUUAUAUAUCUCGCCAUAUAUAAAGUUUAACACGUUGAGUAUGUGAGUAAAUAUAUCUUAUUUUAUAUUUUAAAAAGAAAUUAUGUUUCAUAGAUUGUUUCGAUACUAUGAAAUAAUAUGAUUUGCCGUAGUUAAAAUUUAUUAAAUGAUAUAUGAUUUUACAGAAAAUAGCUAACAAAAUAAAAUUAUCAAAUAAAAAUCAAUAUUUUAGUAAACAAUGAGCUCGAGCUCAUAAGCCCAAUAGAACAAGGAGCGCCAGCGCCAAAUGCUCGGAGUCGGAGACCCUCCAACGGCUAGUAUACAACGGCUAGUAUCCAACGUUCAAAAUUAAACUUUAUAAAUUUAUUCUUCCUACACUCCUCUUCCCCAAUAUCAUCGUCUCCAUUUGCUUCCUCCCGUAUUCCUACUCUGCCCUCUCUCUCUGUUUCUCUCCCUCACUCUCCCUCUGCCGCUCUCAUCCUCCAGUUCUCUCUCUCCGGUGCUUCACUCUGCCAUCUACCUGGAGGCGGAGGCAACCUUCACAUCUGCUGCAAAUCGACCCAUACAGCCAAUUCUUUCCCACUUUCUGUAGAUUUGAACAAUGAUGCAGGAUACGUGGACCGGGCCACCCGGCUUCCGACCGACCAAAUCUGCGCCUUCUUCGCCGGCGAAGCCACUGGCCAUAUCAAGAACUCGCUCGGAUUCAUUUCACGCCAUUCAUAAAGUCCCUGUAGGGGACACUCCGUACGUGCGAGCUAAAAACGUCCAGUUGGUGGAGAAGGAUCCGGAGAGAUCAAUUCCCCUGUUCUGGGCCGCCAUAAAUGCAGGGGAUAGGGUGGACAGCGCGCUGAAAGAUAUGGCGAUUGUGAUGAAGCAGCAGAAUAGGGCUGAAGAAGCCAUUGAAGCCAUCAAGUCGUUGAGAGUACGGUGCUCGGACCAAGCCCAGGAGUCUCUCGACAACAUUCUUUUGGAUCUCUACAAGAGAUGCGGGAGAUUGGAUGAUCAGAUCGGUUUGUUAAGACACAAGCUUUGCCUAAUCCAACAUGGAAUGGCUUUCAAUGGUAAACGCACCAAAACCGCCAGGUCUCAGGGGAAGAAGUUUCAGGUCUCUGUAGAACAGGAAGCAACUAGAUUACUGGGAAAUUUGGGAUGGGCAUUGAUGCAACAAGACAAGUACACAGAAGCAGAGGACGCAUACAGAAGGGCACUUGCAAUCGCACCAGACAGCAACAAAAUGUGCAACCUGGGGAUAUGCCUGAUGAAGCAAGGCCGAAUCAACGAGGCGAAGGACACUCUCCGGCGAGUGUCCGAGGGUCCCCGGGGGAUCGAUUCCCAUCUCAAGGCCUACGAGAGAGCUCAGCAGAUGCUUAAGGACCUGGAAUCCGAAAUGAUGAACAGCGGGGCAGGGGAUGUAGCUGAAUGGAGCAGAUUGUUCAACGCCUUUCUGGGCUCCUCUUCCAUUUGGCAGCCCCAGCCUUGCAAAUCAUCGUCUCGUCAGGAUGAUUUCGGCGAUGAAAAUAUCAACAGGCCCAAUACCACAGUGACUAACAACAAAUUACCACAACAGAAGAAGAUGGUGAAACAGCAGCUGGCAUCGUGGAAUGUGGAUGCCCCGCCGUUCUAUUCAGGGAAGCAGAAUCAAGUUCAUGAGACUCUGAAGCGGACAAGGUUGCCGGAUAGUAAGGAUUUUGAGGAUGCUAUUCUGGCGGCAGUUCUGGGUCCUGUUUCUUCAUCGUCGACUAAGGAUGGGCAAGGGAAGCCGCCGCCGGUGCCGCUUGUUGAGUCUCAGGGGUUCAAGGUUGAGAAGAGGCUCAAGGUUUUCCGAGACAUUACUCUGUCCCUCAGCCCACGAGCCUGACUGGACUGACUACUACUGGAUUUGACUUCAUACUCUCCUGCUGCAACAUUUAUUAUAGGCCAAAUUGCUGGCCAUUAGUGCCCCAAUUUUUUUUUCCCUUUCUUUUUUUAAUUUAUAUUCUAAUCUUGAAGGUUAAGGUAGUAGUAGUAGAAGAGUAAGGAAGAAUCUCAGGUUAAGAUUUGGGAGGGAGAAGAUAAACUUGUUCUCCUUGACCACCACUUUACUAAUUGCUGGCCAUUCUUUUACGGUGUUAGCCCUUGUGGAAUGUGGAAUAAGAAAGAAAGUCAACGAACUCACUUUUAUCUAUUUUGGGUCGUUUGUUUGUUGGAUUUGGGUCUAGAUUUGGGUCUGGAUUUGGUAUCCAAAUUCCAAGUUUGAUGGAUUUAACAUAAGUUCAUUGUUUGUUGAAGAGUGCUAAAUCCGUGAGGUCCACGGACUUGUAAAUCCCACAUAUUGAUUUUGGAUUUGCAAAUUCUUGAUGGUUAGUUAUUUAUUUAACAAAUCCAUCACAAAUCCAUCAUCAAAUCUAUCAUGCAAACAUUAGACUCUUCAAAUCCAUAAUCCAAUAAAUCCAACAUAAAUCCCAAGGUUUUUAUUGGCAAAAACCCUCAUUUUUCAAAUCCAACAAGCAAACGACCCCUAAUAAUUUUGAGAUAGGGUCUUUUUUUUGUGAUUCACAUAAAAAAAUAAGAGAAUAAGAAAACAUACAUUUACGUUGCAUUCGUGAUUAGGAAAAACUAGUUUCUCUUUAUCUUUUGAGAAUGGUACAUAAUAAAAUGAUAGUUUCAGAAAGUUCAAACAUGAAUCGUUUUUGAAACCACAAAUGGGUAGAUCAAACAACGCUAGAUCAAAAGUGUCGCACCUAUCCAUCCGAGCCACCAAAUCAAACAUUUGUCCUCUAUAUUUCAACUUGUCAGUCGAACAACGAAACACUCGUUACUCUCAUUUAUAUGACACAAACAUAGUUCGAGUUUAGGUUAGUGAUAAUGUGACAGAUCAAAUUUUCCACUUGCAACCCCAUGAAUGUAAUUUUCAUGCAUGUUUAUCCUUUUUCCUAUAUGCAAUUUUUUAUAUAAAUAAGUUUACAAGACAAUUGGGAAUUUGGAUCAACUUGACAAUUCCCUCACUAGUCCAGCAUGAUUUUUGUUUGUGUCCGGCCGACGGUGAUUCCAGAUCCGCGACUAAUAUAUAUGACGUUUGAUCUUAACAACAAACAACGGCGGCCGUAGAAAAAGAAAGGACGAAGGAUUAUUAAUUAUUGUGUCCCUUAUCGCCCAUUCACAAGUUCUUGUUGAUGAUCAUUAAGUUAAAAAGAUAAAGACGAUUAGGCAUAUUUUUCUAAGAACAAGAUUAGCCAUUGCAUGUGGGGGUAUUUGGUUUAAGUUUUAUUUGAACGAUGAUAUCUUAAAUUUCGAAAGUAAUAUAUCUAGAAUUAGAAUUGACGACUGAAUCGAUUUUGGAGUAUUUCCUAAUUUUAAUUUUUCAGGAUUUGUGAGUUGUGACAUGUUUUGUUAAGGACAAAUGUUAAAUCUAGCUAGUAUUAUAUUUAGAGCUUCCAACAUGUUAUAGAAUCUAAGUGAACGCAUGAGUAAUUUUCAUUUAUGUUGGGUAUAUGAAGCUAGCUAGUUAUAACUAUAGAAAAUGUGUCAUAUGGUUAUUCAUAAAAAUGUAUUUAAUGCAAUUUUAGUUCAUUAUAUUAUACUCAAAUUUUAUUGUAGUCAACCGUCAAAAUCGAUGCAGUGAACCACAACCGCACCAAUUCACAAUGCUAUGGAGAUGAGAUAUAUGCACUAUGGCCUCCGAGCACUCUCCGGUUCAAGAUUAAACAAUUCUACAAUAGGAUUUUUCUAACUAAUUAAUGAGUAAUUAACUAUUGUUAGUUCCACGCCUCAAUUGUUCUAGCAUAUUGCAAGCUUAAUCUCCAGGGUUGCCAUUACGUCGCUUGCAUAAAUGGACAACAGCAAAUAAAGGUAUUUGGAAUUU